Molecule: messenger RNA, 432 nt
Organism: Loa loa (African eye worm)
Lineage: Eukaryota; Metazoa; Nematoda; Chromadorea; Rhabditida; Onchocercidae
Exons: 4
Coding region: 1-432 (143 amino acids)
Biological process (GO): positive regulation of DNA-templated transcription
Cellular component (GO): Set1C/COMPASS complex
Source: RefSeq, a predicted model, not a curated record
AUGAAUGCCAACGCACAGGAUCAACAAAAUUUGGAAGGAACGAAAAAAACCGAACAAGAAGAAAAAAUCAAGAUUGAGCAGCAAACACACUGUUUGUGCGGAAGUAGUGAUGAGUCGUCAUUUAUGAUAUGUUGCGAUCAUUGCGGUGUUUGGUAUCAUGGAGCAUGCCUGCAGGUUACUCGAACCCAGGCAAAUCGUAUCGAGACGUAUGCGUGCCCUCCUUGCAUUAGCAAAGACAGCAGUUUAAAAAUCGUGUACCGCGCCUCGAAGAGGGAACGAGAAAAGAGUGUCCAUCGCGAGAAGCAGUGCAAGUCAAAAGGAGCUAGAACCGAUAUCAAAACUCAAAGCGGAUUAAGACGUUCUUCGAAAGAUGACCAUGGUUUGAAUGUCGGCAAUCAUGUAGAUCGAUUUUUUAGUGUAAAGACAGCAUGA